AUGAAGUACUCGAGUUCCAUCCUGAUCGCAGCUUUCUGCGUUAGCGUCCUUGCCGCUCCUGCUGCCAAGCGUUCAUCCGUUGAGGAUUACGUGAUCGAGGUCGACAAGCGUUCUUCGGUUGAGGACUAUGUCAUCCCCAUCGACAAGAGGUCUUCGGUUGAGGAUUACGUGAUUUCCGUCGACAACAAGCGCAGCUCGGUUGAAGACUACGCAAUCGGGGUCGAUAAGCGUGGUGCUGUCGAAGACUAUGUCAUCCCCAUCGACAAGCGUAGCGCCGUCGAGGACUACGUGAUCGAGGUCGACAAGCGCCACAACUCCGUCGAGGACUACGCCAUCGGGGUCGAUAAGCGUGGUUCUGUCGAAGACUAUGUCAUCCCCAUCGACAAGCGUAGCGCCGUCGAGGACUACGUGAUCGAGGUCGACAAGCGCCACAACUCCGUCGAGGACUACGCCAUCGGGGUCGAUAAGCGUGGUUCUGUCGAAGACUAUGUCAUCCCCAUCGACAAGCGUAGUGCCGUCGAGGACUAUGUGAUCGAGGUCGACAAGCGCCACAACUCCGUCGAGGACUACGCCAUCGGGGUCGAUAAGCGUGGUUCUGUCGAAGACUAUGUCAUCCCCAUCGACAAGCGUAGUGCCGUCGAGGACUAUGUGAUCGAGGUCGACAAGGCCUAA
This is a messenger RNA of Neurospora tetrasperma FGSC 2508, 672 nucleotides long. RefSeq lists its product as uncharacterized. Bases 1 to 672 code for a protein of 223 amino acids. Lineage: Eukaryota; Fungi; Ascomycota; Sordariomycetes; Sordariales; Sordariaceae. The record is from RefSeq and is a predicted model, not a curated record. The transcript has 2 exons.